UUUACAAAAAGAUCAAUAAAACAAUAAAGUUUAUUGCAUUUCUUUGCAAAAGUUACGCGAAUUUCUGUCGAUGAAAUCAUAUAAUGCUCUCUCUCGAUUUUUUUUUUGGUGAGAGCAAGCAUAAGUGCAUUGAAAUGAGACCAAGCAAUAUUUGACGUUUCCCCAUUGAGAUAGAAAUAAAUGGAAUACUUUGAAGCGGUAAACUUGUGGUGGAGGGGCAAGGAAAGCAGGCAAUAAUAUAAAAAACAACACAGACGAAUGUAAUUUUUUCGCUCUCGAACAUGCUAGAACAUCUAGAUGCGAAUACGAAAAAUCCUCUAGAAUUUUGUUAAUUUGCCACUCGCAUAACAAAUCGUCGAUAUAGUGACAAAACCCAACAACAGCAACAAAAACCCAGAAAUCGACAAAUAAAUAACGUCACAGUACAACAACCAAACAACAAUGGGAAAAGAUUUCUAUAAAAUUCUUGGCAUCAAUAAAGGUGCUUCGGAUGACGAAAUCAAGAAGGCCUAUCGCAAAUUGGCAUUGAAAUACCAUCCGGAUAAGAACAAGUCUCCACAGGCGGAGGAAAGAUUCAAGGAAAUCGCCGAGGCAUAUGAAGUGUUGUCGGACAAAAAGAAACGUGAUAUUUAUGAUCAGUAUGGUGAGGAGGGCUUGAAGGGUGGAGUACCCGGAGCUGGAGGCAUGGAUGGCGGCAAUCCUUACCACUAUCAUGGCGAUCCCAGGGCUACAUUUGCCCAGUUCUUUGGCAAUGCAGAUCCAUUUGGCAUCUUCUUUGGUUCGGGCGAUCCGUCGCGCAUCUUUGAGUCGCAGACAAUGUUUAUGGGCGAUGAUGAUAUGUACAUGGGCGGCGGACCAGGAGGUGGUGCCUUCCGUUCACAAUCCUUCAAUGCCCAGCCAAAUCGUAAACGCACCCAACAAGAUCCACCCAUUGAACGUGAUUUGUUUGUCUCCUUGGAGGAAAUUGACAGGGGCUGUGUAAAGAAAAUGAAAAUAUCCCGUAUGUCCAUGUCGUCCGGCCAGCCACGCAAGGAAGAGAAAGUGUUGAACAUCAGUGUCAAGCCCGGCUGGAAGGCUGGUACAAAAAUCACCUUCCCCCAGGAGGGUGACCAAACACCCGGCAGAAUACCAGCCGACAUUGUAUUCAUAAUCCGUGACAAGCCACAUCCAGUGUUUAAGCGAGAAGGCAGUGAUCUGCGCUACACAGCCCAGGUUAGCUUGAAACAGGCGCUCUGCGGCACAACCGUCUCCGUACCCACAUUACAAGGUGAUCGCAUUACAGUCAGUUCCCAAGGUGAAAUUAUCAAACCCACCACAGUGAAGCGGUUAAGCGGUCGGGGGUUACCAUUCCCCAAGGAACCAUCACGACGCGGUGAUUUGCUAGUCUCAUACGAUAUCAAAUUCCCCGAUAGCCUGCAGUCGGGCACAAAGGAACUGCUAAGUGAGAUAUUACCAAAUUAAAAGUGAUGAAGUCACCUGGCAGCAGCCUAGAGCUAAGGGAACUUUUGUAAAAGCUGGAAAACUAGAAUAUUAAUAAUUUAUAGGGUCUAAAUAUAGCCGCGCCUUUCCCUCACACGAAAACACAACAAACACAUUCAAAUGCCAAGUGCGGGGCAUAAACGAUGGCGCGACCAUGAUCACAACUAUGGCCUUAUGCCUCUGAAUAGAGUGGCAAGAAGUCAGUUGUGGAUGAAGAAUAUUGUCGUCGCGUCCGUGUCAUCGAUCAUCAAAUCACAUCAUUCAAAAUCCCCAUGUACAUUAUAUAUAUUAAUUAAUUAAUUGAUACACACCAGGCGUAUACAUUAAUCUAAAUUUAGUUGAAAUCUUUAUUUUGUUUUUAGUUUGUAAGCUAUGUCAAGAAAUGUUUUUAUUUAAUUCUUAACAAAAAAAAAACCAACCUCCUGGAACCCCAUAAGAAAAAGGACCUUUGUUAUGAAAAGGCCUUUACACUCUCCUACAAAAUUCAAAAAACGUAUCGAUUCCAAAAAACUGUUCUUUGCAACAAGUGUAUUGCUUUAGUUUAACCACACACCAACACACAUAUAAUGAUGUACUAUAUAUUAUUUAAAUUAGCCUUUAAGAUUUAAGUUAAUGCAUAAAAGAAACAAAAAAAAAAACAAACAAGCCAAGAAAAGAUAGCAAAAGCAAGCAAACAGUCGUCGUUAUUUACGCAUGAAAGUGUAUUGAAGAAUAUCAAAACUAUUUGUUGUAAGCCAUUUAGCAAUUUUUUUUAAGUCUUGUAGUCAGCUGGAUUAACUACAGAAAAAUUGCAUUAAAAAUGUAGCUAAAAAAUUUGCUAAAUGGCGGCACUUCUAGGAGAAAGCAUGUCGUAAGAAAAAAUAAAUGUUGUAAAUCAUAAAAAUUCCAGAGACUGAUUUGAAAAGAAAAUAUAGAUGAAAAGAAAAAUGAAAUGGAAUAAUAAAAAGAAAAAACAAAUACUGUUAAUAUUGAAAAUUUAUGCCAUAAA
Messenger RNA from Musca domestica (house fly), 2467 nucleotides. It is a transcript of the gene DnaJ-1, whose product is annotated as dnaJ protein homolog 1. The record is from RefSeq and is a predicted model, not a curated record. Gene Ontology annotation, biological process: negative regulation of transcription by RNA polymerase II. Gene Ontology annotation, cellular component: cytosol. Bases 442 to 1461 code for a protein of 339 amino acids. Gene Ontology annotation, molecular function: protein-folding chaperone binding. NCBI's taxonomy places the organism in Eukaryota, Metazoa, Arthropoda, Insecta, Diptera, Muscidae. The transcript is spliced from 2 exons.